AUUAUAGUGCAACAACUGGAGAAUGUCCAAAUCAGGGCAGAGAGUGGAAGACAAAUCCGAGUAGAGAUUCCCAGAUCCGAACGAGAAAGACUUCCCAAAUUAUUUGCAACCUUCGAAAACGAGGAGAAGACGCUACAAAUCGACAGUUUUGGUUUAUCUGCGAACGCUUUCGAAGAAGCCUUUCUCAGAAUCGGCGAGAUUAGGGACAAGGCUGAAAGCAAAAAUGUAGAGUUUUUAGAAGAUCCGCGUCAUGCUGAACUGCAAGAAAAUAAUCUUGUUAGACUUGUGCAGCAAGCUAAAUACAUUUGGUUGAAGAAGUGGUGGAGA
Cylicocyclus nassatus is the source of this 327-nucleotide messenger RNA. The record is from the annotation of a GenBank genome assembly. Lineage: Eukaryota; Metazoa; Nematoda; Chromadorea; Rhabditida; Strongylidae.